This is a messenger RNA of Xyrauchen texanus (razorback sucker), 906 nucleotides long. It is a transcript of the gene hspb1, whose product is annotated as heat shock protein, alpha-crystallin-related, 1. The transcript has 3 exons. Gene Ontology annotation, biological process: protein refolding; response to heat. Lineage: Eukaryota; Metazoa; Chordata; Actinopteri; Cypriniformes; Catostomidae. Gene Ontology annotation, molecular function: protein folding chaperone. Bases 53 to 718 code for a protein of 221 amino acids. The record is from RefSeq and is a predicted model, not a curated record.
ACAGGAGGCAAUACUUGCCGGAAAACUUUCAGAGCAAGAACAAACUUCAAGCAUGGCCGAGAGACGCAUUCCCUUCACGUUCCUGCACUCCCCGUCCUGGGACCCUUUCCGUGACUGGUACCAGGGCAGCAGGCUCUUUGAUCAGACCUUUGGAAUGCCAACCCUCUCAGAGGAGCUGCCCGCCUUUCCCAGCACUCACUGGCCGGGAUACAUGCGGCCCCUCGGACAUCCCGACAUGGCCUCUUUGAUGCAGAGCCCUGCGAUGGCGCCGAUGCCCAUGCCGCCCACAGCACCCAUGAUGCAGCCCCAGAUGGUGCCCCCAACCUACGCCCGUGCCCUUUCCCGACAGCUCAGCUCUGGAAUGUCGGAGAUAAAGCAGACGCCAGACGCUUGGAAGAUCAGCCUGGACGUGAACCACUUUUCUCCAGAGGAGCUGUCGGUAAAGACCAAAGAUGGAGCGGUGGAGAUAACCGGCAAACACGAAGAGAGGAAGGAUGAACACGGAUUUGUGUCCAGAUGUUUCACUAGGAAAUACACUCUUCCCGCUGGCGUUGAUUCCGAGAAGAUCACUUCCUGUCUGUCUCCUGAGGGUGUGCUGACCAUUGAAGCUCCUCUUCCCAAACCUGCCAUCAAAGGCACUGAAAUCACCAUCCCUGUGAACACAAGCAGCACUGCAGCUUCUGGAAAGAGCGACAGCACGGCAACAAAGAAGCCUUGAGUACAAACACACUCGUAGAUCACAAUGUUACUUUGUCCUCCCUGUAAUAACUCAAAACCCUCAUAUCAGUUGUACCCACCAGUAGAACCCUAGAAAGCUUCUUUAGAAUAGUGUCUUUGGCAUUUUUGUAUUGUGAUGCAUUAAAGAAUCUGUUCUAACUGACUAUAAUAAACACCUUCUGUUCACGA